ACUCAGAUCGGCAAUGAGUCAGCCACCUGAACUGCCAACCGCGUGCGACAUGACAUAUUCAUAUAUUACAAAACGACCCCUCAUCUUGGACUUUGACUAUUUGAUUCGUAAACAACAGUCUGCUUGGCGUAACAGCAAUAUGCGGCCUCCGCCCGCCAUCGCCCUGUUCGCCAGACCCAUCGCUGAGUGACAUCCGCAUGCUAGCGAGAUAAUAUUACAGGAGGCGUUCAAUUAGAGACUCCGCUUACGAGGAAAGGACCGACUUUAUUGAUUCGAGCGUGUUGCUCACUUGCUGAGCUCGCCCUCGUUACUUCAGCUCUAACCGGUCCGGGUAUAACACGAUGUAUGACAUAUCUGGGCGUGUGGAAUGUAUGACUUGCCGUUGCCAGGGCUAAAAGCAGGGCACGAGCCUCGCUGCGCUUCCAAGCGCCGGGGCGCGGCGCGUGCACCCAGUUGAAGCUGCUAUGCACAAGACAUGCAAUCGCGCGCGCGGCACAGUCAUGCGAUGUCGCUGGAGCUGGCUGACAAAGCUGACAUUGCUAGUGACCAUCGCUGUACAGCUGCGGGCGCCACCCCUGGUUGGCGCUAGCUCUGGCGUCGAGAUGUUCUUGCAGUCGGUCUCAGACGGCGGAAAUUCAGCUUCAGAUGGUCCUCUGGAGGUGCCGCUUCGUGUUGACCUGGCGACAGUGUCUCCUGGCUGGGGCGACCUCGGAUUGCUCAGGGCCGCCACCGGCAUUUGCCCCGCCGAUGGCAGCUGCGCCAUGUGUGACUUCGUGGAUGAAAACCCCUGCCAGGUGGCUGACGCAUACGGGGCGGAAGCGGGCCUGUGUCAGCUGCCUGUGUUCCUGGGCGGGUCCACGCCGCCCGAAAAGCUGUGUGGCAUGGGCGCUACUGCGGAGGUCUUCUUGUCGGGCGACAGCAGCAGUGGCGCGGGCCCGGCGGCGGCUGUAGCCACGCUCACGGCCUUCCGCACCCGCGACAGCCAGCUGGUGCUGACCCUCACCACCCGCUGCGGCUGGGUUCUGGUGCCGUACGCAUCACAGCACGACAGCGGCAGUAACGGCAGUAGCAGCAGCAACACGGGGACCCGCCCUGGCGCCAGCGGCAGUAGCAGCCGCCGCAUGCUUGGUGGUGCCGCCGCGGCAGCUGGGAGCCAGGGCCGGCAGCUGCUACUGGCGGCAGCUGAUGCGGAGCAGGACAGUGCGGCGGAGCAAGCGCCCGCGGCGCCUGCGGCGGUGGUACUGGAGGGUACGGCGCAGUACGGCGGCCAGGAGCUGUACUUUGGUGCGCCGGCACGCGGGUACGGCGGAUCUAACGAUUCAGGGGACGGCGGCGCGGCUGACGUGGAGGAGCGCUACGCCUGCUGCAGCGCGGCACUGCCGCUACGCGGCCUGCCCAGCAGCUGCGGCGCCCUGGAGCUGACACUGAGCCUGCGGCUGGGGUUGAAGCGGCUGGUGCUGUCUGGCCCAGGCGCCAGCGUCAGCGGCGGCAGCGGGAGCGGGGAGGACGGGGGUGGAAUGGGUGGGGAGGACUGGGUGGAUUGUGUGGAGGCCGCCUCGGAGGACGGCACGCCGGAGGGGCUGCGCUGGGCGGAGGUGCAGCUCGACAUGCGGCCGCCGCAGCUGGGCCGGCGCGUGCAGCAGGCGGUUGCGGAGGCGACGGCGGAGCAAUCGCGCGCCGCCGCCGACGCUCGGGCGCAGGUGUUCAGCAACGGCGCUGCCGCCUCCUCCUCGUACACAGCCACUCUGGACCCACGCACGCCCGCCUCCGCCGCAUGGCUCGAGUCCUUGUCCCGGCAGUUCCCGCUCGUGUCCACCUCCACCACACACCAGAGCCUGGCCUUCCUGGUCGGAGCCCUGCGCUCCAACUCAGCCGCCGCAGCCGCAGCAGCGGCAAGCGGCAGUGGCAGUGGCAGUGGUGGUGGCAGUGGCAGUGGUAUAGUGCCGCUGCUGCCAGCGGGACUGACGUUGGAAAGCUGCGGCGCGCGAUCCAUCAGUCUGGUGGCUUCAGCGGUGGUGGCGGCGCUGGCUGGGCUGGGGGUGGGGCAGCAACACAUUGCGGACGUGGUGUGUAUUCAGCCACCGUACGGGGCUGUGGCGUCGUUCGAGCUGCCUCCCUGCGCGCGCGAUGCGGCGGUGCUUUUCAAUGUAUCCCUCGAGAUGCCUCUCGCGGGCAGUAGCAGCAGCGGUGGCAGUAGCAGCAUUGCUGGCAGCAGCACCGGCCUGGUCGGCACUACUGUGCCGGCCGGGGCUGCGCCGGCGGACCCACAGGCGCUUGCGGACGCACUGACGGCCGCGGCGUUUGCGGCGCCGUGGACGUGUCUAUCGGCGGAGGGCCAGAUGCGCAUGUUCAGUACGGUGACGCUCAGCGUGCAGCUGCCGCGGGGCCCCGGCGAUGGUGCGGUGCAGUUGGACCCAAACGUGCUGCUGCCUGGAGGUCCUGCGCUACAGCCGGGCAUCUCAUCGCCGGCGCCUGCUACAGCCGCCGCUCCCCGCGCGUCCGUGCCUAGCGGCAGCGCCAGUGACGGCGGCAGCAGCUCGCUAAGCGUGACCGAGGUGACCGCCGUGGCAGUGGCGGUGACGUUGGCAAUCGUGGUCGCGGUGAUGGCAUUCUUUGCCAUCCGCACUGUGCGGCGCGCGAAGGCGGCGGCGCGUGCGGCACAGGAUGCGGCUGUGGCGGCCGCGGCAGCAGCAGGAACCAGUAGUGGUGGUGGAGCUGGCAAUGGCGGCGGCGCAGCAGCCGCGCCCCCGGACCAUAAAUUGUCAUGGAUUGAGGUGCCUGAGCACUCGCUGCCAGAGGAUGUCACCAGUAUGGCUGCGGCUGCGGCGAUGGCUCCCGGCACUGGCGCCUACCCGCUGUCUGUUUCCAGGGUGGGAGGAGGCAGCGUGAGCGCCGGUGGCGCAGCGCCGCAGCAGGGCGGCCCCUCUUCGCUGCUGGCACCCGCCACGCGGCCGCACCACAGCUCCUUCAGCGCUGGCGGCAGUGGGGCCCCAGGCCGCUCCGCCCACGCGCCUGCCGGUGCCUCUGCCAGCCGCCAGCAGCCGCAGGACGUGGACCUGAGGGAGGUGCACGUGCACAGCUGCGCCGGCGUCGCGCCUGAAUCCACAGGCACCGGCGGUGAGGACGACGCGCCCCUGAUCUCUGUCCGCUCGGCGCCGCCGCCGCUGCUGCAGCGCCCUGCAGCGCUUGCGCCAGCGUUGGCAGCGUCGCCGGCUGCUGCAGCUGCGCGGCGGCUGCCACCGCCGCUGCUGGGGUCGGCGUUCUCGUCGCCGCCGCCUGACACGGCAAAGCGAGCGAUGAUUGCGCCAGAGGGUGUGCGGCUGUGGACAGAGGAGGAGGAGGAGGACAGAGGCGCAGGCUACUUGGCCUGUGGUUCGGGUGGGCUGCCGGCUGUGGAUGGGCGCGCUGCGCCGCUGCAGACUCCACCGGCGCCCGCACCGGCAGCAGCUGCGGCGACGGCAGCGGCUGCCUCCUGGCCUGCCAGCGGGCCCCCGUGCCCUGAGGCGUCUGGACAGUUCGCGGUCGCUGUGGCCUCGGCAGUCGCCGCCUGUGCCGUGCUCGCUGCAGAUGCGGCGCCUGUGGCUGACGCCGCCGCAGAGGCAGCAGCGGAGGCAGCGGCUGCAUCUGCCUUUCCCGCCAUGGCCACUGCCACUGCCACGGCUGAGCCCGAAGCCAAAGGUGGGGCUGCCAGUCGUCAGGCGUGUUUGGCGGUGAGCAGCACGUUCGACAGCGAUGAUGUCGCAGCGCCAGAACAUGCUGUAGACGCAGCGGCCGCGACCCCCGCUGCCGCAGCUAACCCCUUAGGAUGGAUAGUGCCGGUUACGGCGGCGGCUGAGCUGCAGAGCCCUUUCCUCGGCACGUCAGAGCGCGAGGACUGCGGCGGCCGCGGCAGUGGCCCUCCUCAAUGCGGCAGUGACCAGCAGCUGCGGAAACAAAAGGGGGCGGAGGAGGCGCCAAUGCAAUUGGCUGGCGUGCGUGAAGAGGCGCUCCCACCCGCCAUUUCGUCGGUAGCGGUUGCCCAAGCGUCAGUUCCUGAGGCGCCUGUCGCGCUGGCUGGCAUGAAGGAGCGAGACUCUCAGCAGGCUCGGGAGCCGCCCCCCACGGACCGCGGCAGCAGCCCAUUCGGCAACAGCGCUAAGCUCUCAGGGCCGCUUGGCGUGCUGAACGCCGAGGCGGCGGACGCAGCAUGUGCGGCCGACACGGAUGAUGCUGACCUGUUCACAUUGCGCCCGCCGUCUGCACUUACCAGCCAUAACGCCAGCGCCAACGUCAGCCGCAACGCCAGCGUGGGCGGUGCAGGAGACGGAAGCAGUUAUAACGGCACCCUGGCUGGCUGCGCUUGCGUAGCUGGCAGUAGCAGCCGCCCCGGUUCGGGUGGCGGCGCCGAGGACGGCAGCGACGGCGGCGGUGCUGCUGCCGCCGCGGCGGCCGCGCCGGGCCCAGCACCUAUGUCAUACUCGACCGGCAUGCCGCAGUCGCUCCUGGAAGCCGCGUUCGAGGCGGCCGCUACAGCCGCAGCGGCGGCCGCAGCUGCCGCUGCUGCUGCCGCGACGGGGACCAGCACGACCGGCAGCGGCAUCUCCAGCGCGAUUAGCCUAAAGCACAAGCGCAGCAUGAGCGUUUCGUCUCUGCCCAGCAUCGCUGAGGAUGAACAGGCGCCGGCGGCGGAGACGAAGCGGCACGAGUCCCGAAGGGUCUCCACUAGCACGGGCGGCGCUGCCGGCACUGCCAGUACGACAGCGGGAGGAAACACUCGCUCGGCCGCAGCGAUGGAGGCGACGGCAGCGGCAGUGGCCCCGGCUGUGAAACGUGCAGUCGCCGUGGCGUUGAAUGGCCUGCUUGGGUCAGAGCCGGGCUUGGCGUCAGUGGUCGCGUCGCCGGCCGGCGCCGCUGCCACAGGUGCUGUCGCGGGCCCCAAGACAACAGCACAGGAGGGUGCCAAUGUACCAGAAGCGCCGCCGUCAAUCCCCGCGACUGCCGCCGCUGCUCCUGCUGCUGCAGCCACCACCGCACAACCUACGGCUUCCUGCGCCAGUGCCGCCGCUGCACGCCGGAGCGUCGAUGCGCCGAAGGCGCCCGCCACCGCCGCCACCGUUGCCACCGCCGCCACCGCCGCUACAGCCGGUACCGCCGCCAACAUACCGGCUGCCUGCACGACCAUGUGGACCAACGUGCUGUUUGACACGCCCGCCGCCUCCGGUAAGAAGCGCCGAGCUAAUAAGGACAAGGCGGCAACGGCGGCGGCAGCGGCUGGGGACUCCCAAUGCAGCAGCGCUGAGACCAGCGCUGGCGGCGCUCCGCCGCCGGAGGCAGCAGCGGAGGCGUCGGCAGCAGCGGAGGCGGUGGAUGCCUCAGUUGUGACGACGGCAGAGCCAGUGGCUGCCAACGCGGCGGCGUCUUCGCUAUCUGGCAGCGCCGCCGGUCUUGCACCGGAGGUGGUCGCGUUCCUUUCGGAGCGUGUGAGGCAGAGCCGCACCCGGGACGAGGGCGCUUAUGCCGCGGAUGCCGGCGCCGCAGGCGCUGCUUCCAUCACCACAGGCAAGGCCGCAGCGGCAGCGGCGCGCGCGGCGGGCUCUGCUGAGGGCACCGGUGUCGGUGACGGCCCUCACCAGCUCGUGCCUCCCUCGCCGCCGCCUGCUGGUGACGCUACGGGUCGCAACAAUGACAGCACAGGUGCCGCCGCCGCCGCCGCCUCGGCCGCCAUCUCGGACACCAACACCUCGACAGUCAGCGCUGCUGACACAGCCAGCAUGGUUGCCAAGCUGCUCGCGUCCAGCUCACGCCCCGCUUCGAAUGCCGGCGCGCCCAUCCUAUGCAAUGCGAGGUCGCCUGUGCUGCACCAGCAGUCUUUGUCGCCCACCAAGCGCGGCAAAGGCGCAUUUCGCCGUUCCACCAGCAUUUCUGCCGCCUCGCCUACCGCAGUCGAGCACGCCAGCAGCCCCUUCAAGCAGGAUUCCGCCGCUGCCGUGGCCGUGUCGCCUGUGCCGGCUGCGGCUACCGAAUCCCCGGGUGCCAAGGCCCCAGCAUCAUGCAUGAGCGCGGGCACUGCUGAGUGGAUGGAGCGAAGCAGGUCGCUGCGUGACUCAUUGCAGAACGCCCGCAGCUCUAUUCAGGGCGUCCUGGCGGCGCGCGCUGCGCGCAACGUGCCGCACCCUGCCGGCCCCACUGCGGCCCUGGUCCUCGCAAACACAGGCCCAGGCGCGGGCGCCGGAGCGGGCGCGGGCGCGGGCGCGGGGCUGGGCCAGGGUGCCCCUGCCGGUGCUGUGGUGUCGGCAGCAGCCGAGGCGCUGGCGGCAGGCCGCCGAGCCGACCAGGGUCCGUCAGUGGCUGUGGAAGGAGGCGGCGGCGGCGGCGGCGGCCGCGGCGGCGGCGGCGUCAGCGCUCGUGCGGCGCCGGGUGCGCGGCUGGCAGCUGUGCGGCUGGCUGGAAACAUAGCGCCAGCGUUCGUAAGCACGAGUGCGGCCGGUGCGCCUGCAGGAGCUGGCGGUCCGACCCUAGCAGCGGUCGUGACCGCGUCCAUAGCGGAGCCUCCGAGUGCGACCUCUCCUGCUGCUGCGGCGGCGGCUGCGUCAGGCGCCGGUGGCACUAAGCCAGGGUGGAGGCGUUAGGCCUAUCAGGGAACCUGAAUUCCAACAAAUGACUGUGGCUGCUGAUGGGUCUGGAAACGUUGUCAAGCUGUUAUGGCGGCUUUACUAGCUUGUGGGCCAGCCCGUUUGAGGCUCGAAGCACAUGGGUGCUUGGAGGAGAAAGGCUGAGACGCCUUCAUGCGUGCACUUGUCCGGCGUGCUUGAGUUUGACUGUGCAUGGCAGAGCUUGCUGAGAGCAACAGUAGUACAGCGCAUUUGCGCUGCAUGUUCAGGAACAGGGGAUCCCUUGUUCAGGAAUGCAGGUAGAUAGACUCUCCGCACAUACUUUUGCAAGGGAGGGAACAACCGAUACACAUGCCAAAUACAUUGCGCACACGGUCUGGCGGAAAUAAGUCAGUCGAGGCCCAGCGUCACAUCAACAACUACCAGGAUGGCAUUGAUUCGUAGUACACCGUCCGAACAGCCGAGCCUAACCGAGCUGGCUAUGCGACGUGAUGGUUGGUGCGCGCAGUUGGCGCCUGGCGUGCUGCCCGUCCUAUUCUUUGAGACGCUAAAUCUUGGACUUGCACUGGUAAGGUCCCUGGGUGCUUUGCGCUGCUUUGCGCGGAUAACUGAGACCUUGGUGGGCCGACACAGGACUGUGUAACUGAACAAGAGCAGAGAGCCCGUAGCUAGGCUUGAUACCUAUCACGCACAGUCAAUCGGCUGCAUGCCGGCUUAAUAAUAAGUCUUGUUCUUGCUGUCAUGAUAUUGCAAUCGAGCGUGCUGCAGGUUGCACAGCGGUAUGGACUUGUGUGAGGUGUCGUCAUGGGUAUGAGAAGGUGUGGGGUAUGUCCGGCCAAGGUCUGCCUUGUGCCCUUACAUUGCAGGAACGCCGGGUAGUCAGAGGGCUUAGGGUGUGCAGGCGGCGCGAGCAGCAGUGACGCCGUUGUCUCAUUGGGCCGGUGGGAGUGUCGCGGGGUCAACACCAGCAUACCUUGCCUGCGUGGCUUGCUUUCCAGCGCUUCUGGGUCUGGGCCAAUAAAUUGGUUGGGGCAAAACUCGUCUGAACACGCAAUGCCUGCACGGGCGUACGGUGGCUAGAUGGCAUCGGUGUGCGGGAAACGCGGAGAAGCCGAAAGGAGCGGCUUGAGGUGCGGGGAAACAGGACAACAGGAACCGAAUAGGGCGGGCAAGGCAGGAGAUGGUUAUCAUGGCAUAGCUUUACUGGUGCGUAACCGCACGCUCGUUAGUAACCUCUCGGGCUGCUAACUGCUGCUGCCUACGGUGCUUGUUGGCAUUAACAUGCGGGGGUGGUUUUGUCUGUAAUCGCCCAAGGGU
Messenger RNA from Chlamydomonas reinhardtii, 7907 nucleotides. RefSeq lists its product as uncharacterized. The record is from RefSeq and is a predicted model, not a curated record. Lineage: Eukaryota; Viridiplantae; Chlorophyta; Chlorophyceae; Chlamydomonadales; Chlamydomonadaceae. The coding region runs from base 603 to 6608 and encodes 2001 amino acids. The transcript is spliced from 8 exons.